Penicillium mononematosum is the source of this 1137-nucleotide messenger RNA. Its product is annotated as Oligopeptide transporter OPT superfamily. The coding region runs from base 1 to 1137 and encodes 378 amino acids. Gene Ontology annotation, molecular function: oligopeptide transmembrane transporter activity. The transcript has 2 exons. Gene Ontology annotation, cellular component: fungal-type vacuole membrane. Lineage: Eukaryota; Fungi; Ascomycota; Eurotiomycetes; Eurotiales; Aspergillaceae. The record is from RefSeq and is a predicted model, not a curated record.
AUGUCGUGUGCAUGCACUUUGUCUUCGGUGAAAUCAUUUCCCCUUUUUCUAUCGACAUUAGCGACUCUGCUGGCAGUGCUCUUAUCCAUUAUGGGUGUCCGGGCUCUUGGAGAGACCGACCUCAACCCAGUUUCGGGUAUCAGCAAGCUGACACAGCUGCUCUUUUCACUCGCCACGCCAGCAUCCCAUUUCUCCAGACGCACCGCACUCGUGACCAACCUGCUCGCGGGUGCAGUAUCCGAGUCAGGAGCUCUGCAAGCCGGUGAUAUGAUGCAAGAUCUAAAGACCGGUCAUCUACUCGGCGCAAGCCCCAAGGCCCAAUUCUAUGGCCAGAUAAUCGGCAGUCUUGUGGGCGCAGUUCUAUCAACUGCCGUAUACAAAUUGUACGUGAACGUCUAUGAGAUCCCAAGCGAAAUGUUCCGGACACCUACCGCAUAUAUCUGGAUUUUCACUGCUCGCCUUGUGACUGGUCAAGGGCUGCCCGAAAUGGCUGGACAAGUCUCUAUCAUUGCUGGUAUCGUGUGGGCGUUCCUUACCGCACUGAGGAUCGCAGCUGCCUCCCCAGCCUUUGCGCGCAACGGGAAACCACCCCCUUGGAGAUCUUGGGUCCCCGGCGGUAUUGCUGUUGCCGUUGGUAUCUUUAACGAGCCUUCAUUUACCCUGGCGAGAGCUAUCGGUGGUAUCGUUGCAUGGUGGUGGUCGCGCAAGCACGCUGAAUCAAGGACCGACCAAAUAGUGGCUGACGGCAAUGCCACUAUCAUGGGAUCUUCUAUAGAGACUGAGUUGCAGGAUGGUCAGAGAUCAUCAACGUCAACCGAGCAGGCAUCUGAAAAAGAAGAUUCCGCCUCCUCGACUGUCGUCGUCCUUGCCUCCGGCCUCAUUUUGGGCGAAGGUAUCAUGAGCAUUGUGAAUCUUCUUCUUGCAAGUGGACGCAAAUCACUAUCUCCGAGACGUAGAUGGACUCUAAAUUCCAAAUUGAUCCCUUUCGCCAUCGACAAUAUUGACAAUCGUAUUCUGAGGCCAUCCGAGGCUUGCUCCGACAUCGGCAUCGGCAUCUACAUCGAUUUGCCGAAGCGGCAUCCUGCUACAUAUGAAUCCUUGUUCAUGAGAGUAGCAAUCCGCACUCUACGGCAUUGA